AUGGGCGUGAACAUGCUUGAAAGAAGAGCCCACCAGCUUCUGCCGACCCCCUCCGCACCGCCACCACCAACGCAGCCCAGGCAACGAGAUCCGGCGACUGGAACGUCAGAUCGGGCGCGGCCACGGCCACAACGAGGCAGGCACCUCAGCAGGACGCGCGCAACGCGCCAGAUCCGCAAAGGGACUGCCCCGGCCAACCGCGAUGCGUCCACGCGCCCGCACACACGUGCCGCGCCCACGCGCCCAAGCCCGCUUCCUGGCGCCCGCACCGGCACGCCGCGCCCCCCGCGGCCGCACCUGCACGCCACGCCCACCGCGCUCAUCGCGCCCAACACGCGCCACGCUCGUCGCGCCUACAGCCCGCGCCGCGCGCCCGUCGCGCCCACCGGCGCUAGCUCGCUGCGCUUCCCGCGCCCACCGGCGCCUGCUCGCCGCGCGCACAGCGCCCCCACGCCUCCCCAAGGCCGAGCGGCCCCGCGCUGCCCUGACCUCACGAGAGGGAAAAACGGAGGCCCCGCCGCCGCCGACGCCGCGCGGGCUUUGCCCGGCGGCGCUUGCCAGCGGCGGUGA
Molecule: messenger RNA, 570 nt
Organism: Aegilops tauschii subsp. strangulata
Lineage: Eukaryota; Viridiplantae; Streptophyta; Magnoliopsida; Poales; Poaceae
Source: RefSeq, a predicted model, not a curated record